This is a messenger RNA of Phyllostomus hastatus (greater spear-nosed bat), 1096 nucleotides long. It is a transcript of the gene DGUOK, whose product is annotated as deoxyguanosine kinase. Lineage: Eukaryota; Metazoa; Chordata; Mammalia; Chiroptera; Phyllostomidae. Gene Ontology annotation, biological process: nucleobase-containing compound metabolic process. The transcript has 7 exons. Gene Ontology annotation, molecular function: deoxyguanosine kinase activity; ATP binding. The record is from RefSeq and is a predicted model, not a curated record. Bases 41 to 874 code for a protein of 277 amino acids. Gene Ontology annotation, cellular component: cytoplasm; mitochondrion.
GGUUUGGGCGGAAGGGCUGGUUGCGCGGUUCCUGGGUAGCAUGGUCUCAGGCAGGCUGUUUGUAAGGCUGCUGCGCGCGCUAUGCAGUUCCAGGUCUCAGACCUCCCUCGAGGGCGUGCCCUUCCUCAGGGGCCUGCACGCGGGCCGCGAGCCCCGAAGGCUCUCCAUCGAAGGCAACAUUGCCGUGGGAAAGUCUACCUUUGUGAAGUUACUCGAGAAAACUUACCCAGAGUGGCACGUAGCUACAGAACCUGUAGCAACAUGGCAGAACGUCCAGGCUGCUGGCACACAAAAAGCCUGCACUACCCCAAAUCUGGGGAACUUGCUGGAUUUGAUGUAUCGGGAGCCAGCACGAUGGUCCUACACAUUCCAGACAUUUUCUUUUAUGACCCGCCUGAAAGUAGGGCUGGAGCCCUUCCCUGAGAAGCUCUUACAGGCCGAGAAAGCAGUACAGAUCUUUGAGAGGUCUGUGUACAGUGACAGGUAUAUCUUUGCAAAGAGUCUUUUUGAAAAUGGUUCCAUCAAUGAUAUGGAGUGGCAUAUCUAUCAGGAAUGGCAUUCUUUUCUCCUGCAGGAGUUUGCCAGCCGGCUCCAAUUAUGCGGCUUCAUCUACCUUCAGGCUACUCCCCAGGUUUGUCUGAAGAGGCUACACCAGAGAGACAGGAAAGAAGAGAUAGGACUUGAGCUGCCAUAUCUCGAGCAGCUUCAUGAUCAACACGAAGCCUGGCUUGUUCACAAGACCACCAAGCUCCACUCUGAGGCCCUGCUGAACAUUCCAGUGCUGGUGUUGGAUGUCAACGAUGAUUUUUCUAAAGAAGUAACCAAACAAGAAGAACUCAUGAGAAAGGUAGACACCUUUGUAAAUGGUUUAUAACCAAUACCAGGAUGUACUGGCUAUGCUGUGGGCUCACUGACUCUCUGAAGCUAGAAAAGCACCGAGUGAACCACCUUCCCAUCCUUACCCCCACCUCCUUGUACCCUGAGUGCUGACACUUCAUGAUGUAGUUUCUGUUACUCGUAGACUUUGUCAUGGUCUUCUUUUGUAUCUCAAAGUUUUCUAUAAUAAAGCUUAUAUAAGUUUUGCUUAUUUUGCUAA